This is a messenger RNA of Brassica napus (rape), 2374 nucleotides long. RefSeq lists its product as uncharacterized. Lineage: Eukaryota; Viridiplantae; Streptophyta; Magnoliopsida; Brassicales; Brassicaceae. The transcript has 2 exons. The record is from RefSeq and is a predicted model, not a curated record. Bases 99 to 1775 code for a protein of 558 amino acids.
GAUCAAAAGAUGUGUUUGAUUGCAAUCAAACAAAAUGAAACCCGUGUUUGAACGUAACCCUAAUUUCUCAAAUCGAUUUGGGGAUUUCUCUUGUAGAGAUGGUAAAGACGAAGUUCACAAGGAAUGGAAAGGAGGUAAUGAUUUUCGGAGCGAUGAGGAAUUUCGAUUACGGGAGUGACGAAGCGGUUCAAGAGUCGAAGAAGGGUGGAGAACGCGAUGCUUCUGUGAGUUUGCCAUCGCUGGAGAGAUCGAGGAUUCGUAAAAGCGUUGAAGGGAUAUCGAUGUUGGCAUCUACAGAGGUGUCGAAGGCGUCGAAGACUAGGCGGGGAACUUCAUAUGGGUCGCCUGCGUCAUCUCCGGAGAAGACCACGAGGAGGGGAACUUCAUAUGGGUCGCCUGCGUCAUCUCCGGUGAAGGCCACGAGGCGUGGUUCAACUCUGUCUCCUAGAGUUUCGAAGAAGCAGAAGGUAAAUGUGGCUCCUUCUGGUGAUGACAGAGAAGAAUGGCCAGAGACUGAGAUGUUGGCAUCAACAGUUGCGAAGAAGACAAGGCGGGGAACUUCAUCUGGCGGGUCGCCUGUGUCUCCUAGACAAUCGAAGAAGCAGAAGGUAAACUCGGAGAGGAGUCUAGGUGAUGAUGGUGAUGACAGAGAAGAAUUUCUCCAGAUUGAGGAAUUUGGGGAUAUAGGUGAUGAUGGUAGGGAAGAUGAGAACGGUAUUGCUGGCAUUGAGGAAGUUGGUUGUACAGAUUUGAGUCUUUAUUUUGGUGAUAAAGCAAAAAAUGAUGACUGUGAGGUUGAUGAAGACGAAGGCGAUGAUGAUGCAUGGGAUGAUGAUAAAAUCCCUGAUCCUCUGUCAUCAGAUGAUGAGAAUGAAGAGGAGAUGAGACCUGCGCAAGCUUACAGAGAAGACACUGAUCCAGAGGAGCUCCUUCAGCUAGGCAAGACAUUUUCAGAUGCUGAGGACUUCAAACAUGCUUGUCUGAGGUAUACCCUGAAAACCAGAUACAACAUCAAGUACUACAGAUCCAGUAGCUUGAAGAUGGGUGCAAAAUGUGCCGCUGAGAUGAGAGAUGAUGAGGCUCCUUGUCCCUGGAUGGUCUACUGUUCGUAUGAUAGGAGGAAACAGAAGUUGAUGGUAAAGACAUACGUCAAUGACCAUAAGUGUGAGAGGACAGGGUAUUCGAAGAUACUUAAGAGGUCAGCAAUUGCAAGUCUAUUUGCUGAGAGGUUAAGGCUGAAUCCUAAGCUCACGGCAAAGGAGAUACAAUCUGAGAUAUUGAGGGAGUAUAAGAUGGAAGUUUUAGAAAACUCAUGCAUUAAGGCCAAGACGAAGGUGAUGAAAGAAAGGAGGAAGACCCAUGAGGAGCAUUUUGAUAAAAUCUGGGAUUACCAAGCAGAGAUAUUGAGGAGCAAUCCUGGAUCAACCAUGGAAAUUGAGACCAUACCAGGAGCCACGGUUGGAACCAAGCAACGGUUCUACAGACUCUACAUGUGUUUCCAAGCACAAAAGGAAGCAUGGAAGAAGACUUGUAGGCCUGUUAUUGGCUUAGAUGGAGCCUUUUUGAAAUGGGACAUCAAGGGACAGUUGUUGGCUGCGGUUGGAAGAGAUGGAGACAAUAGGAUUGUCCCUAUUGCUUGGGCUGUAGUGGAGAUAGAGAAUGAUACAAACUGGGAUUGGUUUGUGAAGCGUUUGGCCUUGGAUUUGGGAUUGGAAAAUGGGAACGGCUUUGUUAUAAUGUCUGACAAACAAAAGGUAAACACUUUGCUUUCAUGAUACUCAAUGGGAUGAUAGAGUGGCCUCGGACCAAUAGAUUAGGUGUGAUUCCACCACCUAAUCGAAAUGGCAAGCCUGGUAGGCCUAAAAACCAUGAUCGAAAGAAGGGAACCAAUGAGACAGUGUCUACUACCAAGCUGAGUCGUGCGAACAGGGUAAUGACAUGCUCUAAUUGCAAAGAAGAAGGGCACUACAAGAAUACAUGUCGGAAGGCUUUUGUUGAGAGCCCACCUAAAAAACCAAGAGGCAGACCAAGGAAAUAUCAGGGACUACACUUUGGCGAGUCACAAGCUCAAUCCUCAGAAGCUCAAACCUCACAAAAUCAAUCCUCACAAGCUCAAGCAUCACCAUGGGAAGUUCCUCAAUCUUCAGAAGGUCAAUCCUCACAAGCUGAAGCAUCACAGACAGCAUCGUGGGGAAGAUGGUUGUUUUAGAUGCUUGUGUGUUGUUUAUGAUGGUCUCUUUCUGAAUGCUUUCGUUGUCUGUUGUUUAUGAUGGUGUCUCUGUCUGAAUGCUUUUGGAACAAGAACUACCUUUUUCUUUCUUCUUUUCCUGCUGUUUUAAUUUGAAACUCUCAAUGAAGAUAGUCUUGGUUAUUA